Molecule: messenger RNA, 2292 nt
Organism: Paramecium octaurelia
Lineage: Eukaryota; Ciliophora; Oligohymenophorea; Peniculida; Parameciidae
Source: the annotation of a GenBank genome assembly
AUGAGUGAAAUCAAAGGCAAUAAGUUAGCAAUUUUUAUUGAAAAUCCCUUAAAGAAAUAGCAUUAGAAUUAAAAUAAUAAUGAAUUAGAGGUCAUAUUAAGCCCUCCUAAAUAUAAUAAAAAGCAAAAGUAAUUUUGCAAUAGGAUUGAAUAACUCGACCUAAGCAACUAAGGUUUAAUGGAGAUAAAUUCAGAAAAAAUGAAUAAUAUAUGGAUCAUUAAAUUAGAUUUGUCUCAUAAUUGCAUACAAUAAUAUGGCGAUUAAUUUAAGAUAUUAUAAAAUUUAAGAAUAUUAGAUAUAUCAAAUAAUUAUCUUAAAAUUUUACCUUUUGAUGUAAUGUUUUAUGAUUUGAUUUUAGUUUAAUAAAUUUCAUCCCCAAUUAUAGAAUUUACAAAUUUCGCAAAAUUAUCUCAGUACUGUGCCUUAAAUGCCAGAUAAACUAAUUUAAUUAAACAUUGAGUACAAUCAGAUACACUUAUUUCCUUGGAAUUCGUUAAAUUCAAUCUAGAUUUUGCUUCUUACAGGAAACCCAAUCUAUGAAUUAAAAUAUUUAUCUGAAUUAAAAGAGUUCAGUAUCGACUGGGUGAUAUAUUUAGGAUGGAGCGAGAGAAUCACAGGGAAUUAAUUGUAAUAAUUUUAGAAUUGGUUAUUAAAAGAGAAUCAAGCGACAUUCCAGAAUAUGAUAAAGCAUUUCUUAGGCGAGUAGUAUAAUUAUCGAAAUUCUGAUGAAAAUGGAAACACUAUUAUACAUUAGGCAGCUUUGAAACAACACUUAGGAGUUAUUUUGGGUUGUAGCAGUUUUGUUGACAAAAAUUCAUUAAAUAACCAGAAGCAAUCUCCAAUCCAACUAGCUUUGUUAUAGGAUAAAUAUCAAAGUGUUAAAUGCUUAUUAUCUUUAAACGUUAAUCUAAAUUCAGUAAAAAUAUCUUUAUUCUAGCAAAAUCUAAUUAUAAUAUCUCUAAUUAAAUAACAAAUAAAUUUGAUGCAAGGGUUUUUAUAACAUGGAACAGAUCCAAAUGAGUAGGACAAAGAAGGAAAUACAGCCUUACAUUAUUUGAUCAACAAAUGGUCAACUUUUUAAUUUCCUGACAAAUAUGCUGCUCUUCUUCUAUACUACGGGUAAGGUCUUUAUAUUAUCAAUAGUGCAUGCCCUCUUAUUUUAAAUAUAUAAGGUCUUAGUCCAUUGCAUAUAGGAGUGAAACGUGGAUUCAUUUAAGCGGUUAAAUUUGCAUUAGAAUAUAAAGGAUAACUUGAAAUUUGUGAGAGAUGUUCACAUCCUUUUGAUAUUACUUAAGUUACAGGUAAGGAAAAGUUUAGUGUUUUUGAUAUUUGCAUGCAAUCAAAUGAAGUCUAAAUGUGCUUUUUCCUUUUACGAUAUUGUUAAGAUUAUAUCAGUUGCAAACCGAUAACUUAUGGUUGUUUAUGGAAACUUAUUAGAAAACACAAUAGAGAUAUUUUGGUUGAAUAAUGUCAAAAGUCUCGAAAUAAGUUAAGUUAAUCAGGACGAUAAAUGCAUGAACGAAAAAGCAAACAUGCUUGUUGUUUAAAUUUAACAAAAUAAUUGAAUGCUUCGUUUAUGAAAAUUAAUUUACCUAAUUAGUUUACAAUGAGUAGAUAGAGAAAAGACUAUUUUUCAAUCUAAGAUGUACCCGUACUUAAGGAAGGAGAUAAUGAUCAUAUAGAUUAUUCAGACAGUUCAAUUGAUUCCCAUGAGGAAACAAAAGGGUUAUAGCCUGUUAAUUGGAGUAAAUAUGACUGCAAUAAUGAAAUGAAUGCUCCCAAACUAUGCAUAUAAUCUAAUACUAUUGUCACCGAAAAAGAAAGCCACAGAGAAAAUUCAUAAAUUAGACAGAUAGCAGAAGCCUACUACAAGUAUAUAUUUAAUCAUUAUCAAUUAUAAGUGAAUAUAUAUUAAAUGAUAAUUUAUUAAAAAAGGAAGAAAUUUUAAUAAUAUUACUCAAAUUAAAUUUUCAGAUCAAUGUAUUGAAUAAAAUGAGAGAUCUAUCGAUUUAAGAGAUAUUUAUCCAAAUUGUUGAAGACUAUUCCUUCUAACAUGAAAUUCUUUAGGAACAACAAAGCUCAAUAAAAUAGGAAUCAUUUUUUUUUAAGGAUUUAGAAAGUAUAGACUAGUGUGAUUCAACCUGUUAGAUUAUUUUAAUGCCAUCAUCUUUAAACUAUUUGAAAUAAAGAUUUGAUUAAUGGACAUUAGAAUAUUUACUUAGGUUUACUACUAAAUUUAGUGAACAUUCUAAACUUUCUGAAAUUCACUAAUUUGAAUUAUUUUAAUUAUGA